AUGACUGAAUACUUUGUAGGAAAAUUAGAAGAACUUGAAGAAAAAAAAGUCAAAGAAGUUACUGUCAAGGAUAACUUGAAAGUUCUUCUAUCCAAAUUUGAUGGGCAGGUAUACGCCACCUCUCACAAGUGUACGCAUUAUGGAGCUCCCCUUAUCAACGGCGUUUACUCGAGUGACGGUCGCAUAACUUGGCAAGCCCCUUGGCAUGGUGCCUGUUUUAACCUUACCACUGGUGACAUAGAGGAUGCACCCGCAUUAGAUCAUCUUCAGAAAUAUAAGGUCAUUAUGAAAGGAACUGAUAUUUACAUUGAAACCAAUGAAUCAACUCUAAGUGCUGCUAGGAGAAUUCCAAAAUGUUCUUCUGGUGUAUCCCCGUUCAACGAUUACGUUGUGGUGAUCAUUGGUGGUGGUGCAGCCGGUAACGCAGCAGCGGAAAAGCUUCGUGAGGAUGGCUUCGAAGGGAGGAUUUUGGUUAUAAGUCGCGAAACUUAUUUGCCAAUCGACAGACCUAAACUCAGCAAAGGCUUAGGAAUGCAACUCGAAAAAAUAGAGCUCAGGAAGAAAGAGUUUUACAAUGACAUGUAUAUUACGUUUAAACUAGGAAUGUCCGUUACCGCAGUGGAUUCCGAAUCAAAAGUUGUUACCACUAGUAACAAUGAAAAAUUUAAAUAUGACUCACUUAUUAUUGCUACCGGCACAUCACCACGUUCUAUCCCAAUUCCUGGAAUUGAUCUUGGUGGUGUUUUAUAUCUCCGUACUUAUGAUGACCAUAAAAGAAUUGAAAAUGCCGUGGCCGGUGAAGAAAAAAAAAAUCUAGUGAUCAUCGGAUCAUCAUUUAUUGGAAUGGAGGUUGCAGCGAUUUGUGCUAAGAAAGCAAAUGUAUCCGUGAUUGGAAUGGAAACGGUUCCAUUCGAAAGAAUUCUUGGUCUUGAGGUUGGAAAAACAAUCCAAAAAUUACAUGAAACCAACAAUGUAAAAUUCUAUAUGUCGGCUACAGUAAAGGGCAUCGAACCUUCAAGCACCGAUCCUACCAAAGUAGGGGCG
Messenger RNA from Acaulospora morrowiae, 1044 nucleotides. The record is from the annotation of a GenBank genome assembly. Lineage: Eukaryota; Fungi; Glomeromycota; Glomeromycetes; Diversisporales; Acaulosporaceae.